AUGGUCUUCAUCGCACUCUUCCCGGGCGUUGCCCUCCUCGCCAUGUUCAUCGUUCUCAUUAUCAUGGUGAUUCUCCGGCAUGGGGAGCGCCUCUGCCAGCUUCGUCAUCACGCCCUACCGGAUGACCGGGAAAUGGGGGAGAUGGCUUAUGAGCAGCGCAUCAGUAUGGCCUAAAAGGAGCCUCCCCCCCAUCACCCAUGAAUCUCAAAUCGGUAAUCCGUCCAAUAAACAUCUUGAGCCUGAUUUUUUACUGAAUACAACUCCAUUUUUUUACAUCAUGUGUACGACGUAACAAUCCUUUUUGUAUGUCAUCAACUCUCAGUGUUCACAAGAAAAUGUAGAUUUUUUUUAAUGUAAGAAACUCCGAGCACUUUUGCUGGACUUUUUGCCCAGGAUUCCAAUGGAAUUUUGAAUAAAAAUAAAUUUCUACUUACAUUUUC
Molecule: messenger RNA, 440 nt
Organism: Lutzomyia longipalpis
Lineage: Eukaryota; Metazoa; Arthropoda; Insecta; Diptera; Psychodidae
Gene: wrm2
Exons: 1
Coding region: 1-174 (57 amino acids)
Source: RefSeq, a predicted model, not a curated record